AUGGAUGAAUUUCUUGAAUAUUUAAAAACGGCGGAAGGAAUGAGAGCAGAAGCAGAAGAAAUAAGGAAAAUACAAGAGAAAAUGGACAAUUUAGACAAAGAAAUAGCCGAAUUGGCGCAGAAAGAAAAAGAGCUUAAAAAUACCCCGGAUAAGGUAGAGACGUAUAAAAAACGACUUGAAAAAUUACACGAGGAAAUAGACAAGCAGAAUGCGAUAGACCGCAGGAUUGAGAGGGCAGAUGAAAUACCAAAGCUAUCUAAAAUGAUAAAUCAUAAGGAGUUAGGCUCUAAAAUUCUUGAGUACUUUAGCACAAUGUAUAAAGAGCACAGCAUAGUGAUUCCAGUGAGUGGGAUGAAGGUAAAAGUAAACCAUCUAAGGGUUUCUCUGGACUAUAAUGCACUUUUAUCUUAUGUACAAAAAUAUCUGCCCGGCCACACAAAUGCUUAUAUACAGACCAUUAAAAAAACAGUUGUAGAUUCAAUUCUUUUGUACAGCAAUGUGAUAAGCGCAGUGUCGGAGAAUAGUAUAGAGCUUAUUACAUAUAUAACAAAUAAAAAAAAUGAAAUAGCAGAGAGUGAAGUACGAGCAAAAAUACUUGAAGGAAUAACUCUAGAAGGCGAUAAGCCAAUUGUAACCAGCAAUAGGCUCUGCGAAACUCUGUCAAAACUAGUAAUUUUCGAAGAUAUUUUGAUGGAGGUGAAAUCCCGUCUAUUAUCUGAUUUGCACAGAAUAUCCUACGAGCAAAUUGAAAGAUAUAAUGAAGAGCUGUUUUAUGGGACUGUUUACCACAUAGAAGAUAUAGAUACAUGGUACUGUGAUAACUUAGUGCAGAAAAUAGGGGAAAUAUGUAAUGAAACAAAGAUUGAAGAAAUAACAGAUGCGCAGAAGAAAGGGCUGAACAAUAGAAGAGAAAUGAAUACACAAGAAAAAAAUAUGUCUGUUCUGUAUUUACUUUCAGAAAGCCUCCAGAAACAAAAGGUGCUGAGUAUUUCACAGGGACUAUUAGGCAUUUUUCAGAUUCUAGAGAGAAUAUUAAGUACUAAAAGAGCACAAAAGGAAAGAAUCCAGAAAAUAUGUGCAGAAAAUGUGCUGAGUUACUUUGAAAAGGCAUACCUUUCCACGGCAUCUCAGAGAUUAAGAAGUGUGCACUACAGCUGGCGGACGCCCAGGCAGUUCUUGGUGUACUUUCCUUAG
Nematocida parisii ERTm1 is the source of this 1194-nucleotide messenger RNA. RefSeq lists its product as uncharacterized. The record is from RefSeq and is a predicted model, not a curated record. NCBI's taxonomy places the organism in Eukaryota, Fungi, Microsporidia. The coding region runs from base 1 to 1194 and encodes 397 amino acids. The transcript has a single exon.